UUAUGAUGCAACAUUGCAAAUCAGUUUACAUGUAAACACAAAAAGUAAACCAACCGUUUACCAUUUCCCGUUAGUUUUUUCGCCGACUCUCUGACGACUGUUUUUCCUUUUUUGCGUGAUCGCAGUUCAUAAUUAUUGAAUUUGUGAGAUGUAAAGACGUGCGUUUUAAAUAGAACAGUGGAAAAGUUAAUAACUAAAAAUAAUUAAUUGAAAAAUAAGUACAUAUAAGUAUUAUUUAGAAGUGUUAUAAAUAAAAUAAAAUAAAAAGGCCUUUACAAUAUAAAAGGGAAUACUGGAAAUAAGGUGCUUCCAAAACUUAAAAGAACAUCAACAUCCAUCAACCAAAACGGAAAAAACCACAUCAUCGUCGAAGAAGCAGGAACAAUUAAUAGCUAUACAUUGGAUCCCACAUUUUUUGAAGGUAGUCAAUAUCAAUUCAAAGCACCAUUGAUGCAGCUUUAUCCAAAUCUAUGGGAAGAAUCGUCGAGGAGGUAAGAAGCUUGCGGCUAGAUAUAGGAGAGUUGAGGAAUAGCAGAGACAAUGUUCCAUCAAAAAAGAUUAUGCCAGCGGAACCUUUAAACACAGUGGAGCAAUUUAUGGAAUUGGAGAGUUUACUCCAGAAGGAUGAAGAGUAUGCUAAAUUUAAAUCGGAACUUAUGCAAAAUAUUAAAUACACAGAAGCGAAAUUCGUCAGAACAGCUUGGCGCUCAUUGGUAUCCGAUGAAUGUGCUCAACAUUUUGCUUGGAGUGGAACGUCAGACAAAAAACCUGUCCGCGUCUUAAAAGUAUCUAUGGCUAUCCGAGAUGUCUUCUUACAUGAAGUGAAGGGCAAUGACACUGAAUAUACAUAUAAGUGGCACCAAGACGAUUUUUCAGUUUGCCAAAAAUAGACAAAAACGGAAACACCAAAAUGCAGCAAAUUAUUUAU
Messenger RNA from Bactrocera tryoni, 928 nucleotides. RefSeq lists its product as uncharacterized. NCBI's taxonomy places the organism in Eukaryota, Metazoa, Arthropoda, Insecta, Diptera, Tephritidae. The coding region runs from base 471 to 890 and encodes 139 amino acids. The transcript is spliced from 5 exons. The record is from RefSeq and is a predicted model, not a curated record.